UACAAUCUCCAUCAUAAAAAAAACACACACACACACACACAUAAAUACUAAGCAUAUCCAUUUACCUAGCCAUAAAUAUUUUAGUGAUCAUCAUAUAUAUUACAGAUUAUGGGAAACUGCUGCAUGGUAGAAUCUUCAGUGGAAUGGGCAGGGGAUGAUUGGGGUUCAUUGACAACAUCAAGACACGGUAACCUGCAUAAUUCAAAGAAGAAUAAUAAGGUGCUUGAUGAAGAACAAGAUGGUGGGUUGGGAAACGUGGAGAAGGAGAAGCUUCUUAUUGGUGCCUUAAGAGCUUCUUCUGAUGAAAAUGGAAAAGUCAAGAUUAUGAUUUCCAAGAAGGAGCUUAAGAAGUUGUUGAGAGCACCCUCAUCAUCACAACAUCAAGGUUCUUCUUCUUCUUCUUCUUCUUCAUCAGCAGAACAAGUUCUUGCUCGAUUGAUAUAUGCAAGAGAUCACUAUGAUCAACAUGAUCUUCACCAUAGGCACUGGAGGCCUGCACUUCAGAGCAUUCCUGAAAAUUAAUUCACUCAUUUCCGUGCAGUUUUUUUUUUUUUUUUUUGUAUAAAUUCAAUCAAAGAAUGGCAUUUUAUUUAUUUGUUUAAUUAUUUAUUCUCCAUGAUUUUCAACUCUUAUUUGCUUGCUUGUAAUAUAAAUGUUGGGGAAUUAAUGUCUAUUGUUGUACAUUAUUAUUAGUAUUUUUCCAUCAUGAAAGGCUGAUGAUGAAUGAAAGUGAUGAAUUAUUUAU
This is a messenger RNA of Arachis stenosperma, 745 nucleotides long. RefSeq lists its product as uncharacterized. The record is from RefSeq and is a predicted model, not a curated record. NCBI's taxonomy places the organism in Eukaryota, Viridiplantae, Streptophyta, Magnoliopsida, Fabales, Fabaceae. The coding region runs from base 109 to 522 and encodes 137 amino acids. The transcript has a single exon.